Molecule: messenger RNA, 5894 nt
Organism: Marmota flaviventris (yellow-bellied marmot)
Lineage: Eukaryota; Metazoa; Chordata; Mammalia; Rodentia; Sciuridae
Gene: Cttnbp2
Product: cortactin binding protein 2
Biological process (GO): regulation of synapse organization; protein dephosphorylation
Cellular component (GO): actin cytoskeleton; glutamatergic synapse
Molecular function (GO): protein phosphatase 2A binding
Source: RefSeq, a predicted model, not a curated record
GGCCCGCAGCGGGUUAAGCGCCGCCCGCGCGGAGAGGGCUGAGCCCCGAGCCGCCGCUCCGAGCUCGCAUUCGGAUCCGCUAGAGCAGGAAGAUGGCGACGGACGGCGCGAGCUGCGAGCCCGACUUGUCCCGCGCCCCCGAAGACGCAGCAGGGGCUACGGCGGAGGCGGCGAAAAAAGAGUUUGAUGUGGACACCCUCAGUAAAUCAGAGCUGCGGAUGCUGCUGAGUGUGAUGGAAGGGGAGCUGGAGGCCAGAGACCUCGUCAUUGAGGCCCUGCGGGCUCGCAGGAAGGAGGUGUUUAUCCAGGAACGGUAUGGGAGAUUUAAUCUAAACGACCCAUUCUUGGCACUCCAGAGAGACUAUGAAGCAGGUGCUGGUGACAAAGAGAAGAAACCCGUUUGUACCAAUCCCCUCUCCAUCCUUGAAGCAGUCAUGGCCCACUGCAGAAAAAUGCAAGAAAGAAUGUCCACACAGCUGGCUGCUGCUGAGAGCAGACAAAAGAAGCUCGAAAUGGAAAAGCUUCAGCUGCAAGCCCUGGAGCAGGAGCACAAGAAGCUGACUGCCCGCCUUGAGGAGGAGCGGGGUAAGAACAAGCACGUGGUCCUGAUGCUCCUGAAGGAGUGCAAGCAGCUCUCAGGCAAAGUCAUAGAGGAGGCACAGAAGCUGGAAGAAGCCAUGGCUAAACUGGAGGAGGAGAAGAAGAAAAUGAACGAAUUAGAAGAGGAACUCUCCACUGAGAAACGGAGAAGCACAGAAAUGGAAGCUCAGAUGGAAAAACAACUCUCUGAGUUUGAUACAGAACGGGAACAGCUGCGUGCCAAGCUGAGCCGAGAAGAAGCACACACCACUGACCUCAAAGAGGAGAUAGACAAGAUGAAGAAGAUGAUUGAGCAACUGAAAAGGGGAAGUGACAGCAAACCAAGCCUCUCUCUCCCACGAAAGACAAAAGAUAGGCGUUUGGUUUCCAUAUCUGUGGGAACAGAGGGACCUGUGACAAGGUCUGUUGCUUGCCAGACAGACCUAGUGACAGAAAGCACUGACCAUGUGAAGAAGUUGCCUUUGACUGUACCUGCGAAGCCCUCCACACCUUCUGCAAAUGCAAAAGGGAAUGUGUGUACCAGUGCCACAAUGGUCAGACCAGGUAUUGACAGGCAGGCUUCCCAUGGUGACUUGAUGGGCUCCUCUCUGCCCACUCUUCCACCUCCAAGUGCAAGCAGAAUUGAGGAGAAUGGACCCAGCACUGGCUCAACACCUGAUCUAACAAGUAGCACACCCUCAGUUCCCAGUAGUGCUGCCCCUCUCACUGCUCAGACACCAGGCACAGCUCCUCAGAAUUCCUCGCAGACUCCACCUAUGCACAGUUUACAUUCACCAUGUGCCAAUGCAUCUUUGCAUCCAGGUCUAAACCCAAGAAUCCAAGCAGCUAGAUUUAGAUUUCAGGGUAAUGCUAAUGACCCAGAUCAAAAUGGAAAUACUACCCAAAGUCCUCCAUCAAGAGAUGUCUCUCCUACAAGUCGUGACAACCUAGUGGCCAAACAACUAGCUCGGAAUACCGUGACCCAAGCACUGUCAAGAUUUACAAGCCCUCAAGCGGGUCCUCCCCCAAGACCUGGAAUGUCCCCCACGGGGGAUGGUGGCACCUACUCUGCUGUCGGUCGGACAGGUUUAAAGACUCCUGGUGUAGCACGAGUUGACAGAGGAAAUCCUCCUCCUAUCCCUCCAAAAAAGCCAGGGCUCUCCCAAACUCCUUCUCCACCACACCCCCAACUCAAGGUUAUUAUGGAUAGCAGGGCCUCGAAUGCAGGAGCCAAAGUUGAUAACAAAAUUGUGGCUUCAUCUCCCUCCAGUUUGCCCCAAGGGAACAGGGUAAUAAAUGAGGAGAACCUCCCUAAGUCAUCCUCCCCUCAGCUGCCACCAAAACCAUCCAUAGAUUUAACUGUGCCACCCGCAGGCUGUGCUGUCUCAGCUCUGGCCACGUCUCAGGUGGGUGCCUGGCCUGCUGAAACCCCCGGACAGAACCAACCUGCAUGUUCCGACAGCUCCCUUGUCAUUCCCACCACCACUGCCUCUUGCUCUUCCAUAAACCCUGUUAGUGCUUCAUCCUCAGACAGCCUCCUGGUAACAGCAUCAGGCUGGUCACCCUCCCUAACCCCUUUGCUAAUGAGUGGUGGUCCUGCCCCCCUGGCUGGCAGGCCCACCCUUCUUCAGCAAGCUGCUGCCCAGGGAAAUGUCACUUUAUUAUCAAUGCUGCUUAAUGAAGAAGGACUGGACAUUAAUUACUCCUGUGAAGAUGGCCAUUCUGCCUUGUAUUCUGCUGCUAAGAAUGGACAUGCAGACUGUGUGAGAUUGCUGCUGAAUGCAGAAGCCCAAGUCGAUGCUGCUGAUAAAAAUGGCUUCACACCCUUGUGUGCUGCAGCUGCUCAGGGACAUUUUGAGUGUGUAGAAUUAUUAAUUGCAUAUAAUGCUCACAUUAAUCAUGCUGCUGCUGGAGGACAGACACCUCUAUACCUGGCCUGUAAAAAUGGAAAUAAAGAAUGUGUUAAACUCUUGUUGGAAGCUGGCACUGACCGAAGUGUAAAAACCCAAGAUGGUUGGACACCAGUUCAUGCAGCUGUGGAUGCUGGUAAUGUGGAUAGCCUCAAGCUUCUCAUGUACCAUAGAGCACCAGCUCCUGGAGACUGUUUGAGUGAGGAGGUGCCUGAGCCAGGCUUCUUUGCCUUGGAUGGGGGAGAAGACUGUCUUGAAGGCACGUCGAAGCCUACUGUUCCUGCAGACCUCAUUAACCACGCUGACAGAGAAGGCUGGACUGCUGCCCAUAUUGCUGCUUCAAAAGGUUUUAAGAACUGCCUAGAAAUCUUGUGUAGGCAUGGAGGGCUCGAGCCGGAAAAGAGAGACAAGUGCAAUCGGACUGUGCAUGAUGUUGCCACAGAUGACUGCAAGCAUUUGCUGGAGAAUCUGAAUGCUCUUAAAAUACCCUUAAGGAUUUCCUUGGGUGAGAUUCAACCAGGCAACUGUGGUUCUGAUGACUUUGAAUGUGAAAACACAAUAUGUGCUUUAAAUAUCCGCAAACAGACAUCAUGGGAUGAUUUUUCAAAAGCAGUGAAUCAAGCCCUGACAAAUCAUUUCCAAGUAAUCUCUUCUGAUGGAUGGUGCCGUCUGGAAGACAUGACAUUUAAUAACACUACGGACUCCGACAUCGGCCUCAGUGCAAACAGUGUACGAUCCAUCACGCUAGGAAAUAUGCCGUGGUCCACUGGUCAGAGCUUCACCCAGUCCCCAUGGGACUUCAUGAAGAAGAACAAGGCAGAGCAGGUCACUGUGCUUCUGUCAGGUCCCCAAGAAGGCUGUCUCAGUAGUGUGACUUAUGCAUCCAUGAUCCCUCUUCAGAUGCUACAGAACUACCUCAGACUGGUUGAGCAAUAUCAUAAUGUCAUUUUCCAUGGCCCAGAAGGAAGCCUGCAAGAAUACAUAGCACAUCAGCUUGCACUCUGCAUGAAGUACAGACAACUGGCUGCAGGAUUCUCCUGUGAAAUAGUGAGAGCUGAAGUGGAUGCUAGUUUCUCCAAGGAACAGCUAGUAGAUCUGUUCAUCAGUAGCGCUUGUCUGAUUCCAGUGAAACAAUCUCCAGUUAAGAAGAAAAUCAUCAUCAUCUUAGAGAAUUUGGAAAAAUCUUCAUUGUCUGAGUUGUUGGGGGACUUUUUGGCACCUCUUGAGAAUCGCAGUACUGAAAGCCCAUGUACUUUCCAAAAAGGAAAUGGAAUGUCUGAAUGUUAUUACUUUCAUGAGAACUGCUUUCUGAUGGGAACCAUUGCCAAGGCCUGUCUCCAGGGCUCCGAUUUGCUGGUACAACAACAUUUCCGCUGGGUUCAGCUGCGAUGGGAUUGUGAGCCCAUGCAAGGACUGCUACAGAGGUUCUUGAGAAGGAAAGUCGUGAAUAAGUUCAGAGGUCAGGUGCCUUUACCCUGUGAUCCUGUGUGCAGAACCGUUGACUGGGCUCUGUCUGUCUGGCGACAGCUCAACUCCUGCCUGGCCCGCUUGGGCACACCUGAAGCACUUCUAGGACCAAAGUAUUUCCUGUCUUGUCCUGUAGUCCCAGGACAUGCCCAAGCAACAGUGAAGUGGAUGUCUAAGCUGUGGAAUGCUAUCAUCGCACCCAGAGUUCAAGAAGCAAUACUAUCAAGAGCCUCUGUGAAAAGACAGCCUGGCCUUGGGCAGACUGCUGCUAAAAAGCACCCUAGCCAAGGACAGCAGGCUGUGGUUAAAGCUGCUCUCAGCAUCUUGCUUAACAAAGCUGUUCUGCGUGGCUGUCCCCUCCCCAGGGCAGAGCUAGACCAGCAUACAGCUGAUUUCAAAGGAGGAAGCUUCCCUUUGUCCAUAGUUUCAAGUUACAGCAAGAAAAAAGGAGAGAGCAGUUCCUGGAGAAAAGUGAACACCAGUCCUCGCAAGAAGCCUGGCCGCUUCUCCUCAUCCUCCUGGAAUAAGCCAGACCUGAGCCAUGAAGGUAUAAAAAGUAAGACUAUAUCGCAGUUGAAUUGUAACAGGAGUGCCUGUCCGUCAAAGCAGAAGUCCUUGGAGAAUGAUCUGUCAUUAACCUUGACUUUGGACCAGAGACUCUCUCUGGGUUCAGAUGAUGAAGCAGAUCUCGUCAAAGAACUUCAGAGUAUGUGUUCCAGCAAAUCUGAAUCUGAUAUAAGCAAGAUUGCUGAUUCCAGGGAUGAUUUAAGGAGGCUUGAUAGUUCAGGAAACAACCCUGCAUUUUCAGCAAUUGUUAAUAAUACAAGAAUGCCAGUGUCACAAAAGGAGGUCAGUCCUCUCAGCAGCCAUCAAACUACCGAACGCAGCAACAGUAAAUCAAAGACCGAGUCGGGUGUCUCAAGAGUUAAAUCUUUCCUUCCUGUUCCUAGAAGUAAAGUCACCCAGUGUUCCCAGAACACCAAAAAAAGCAGCAGCAGCAGUAAUACAAGGCAACUAGAAAUCAACAACAAUUCCAGAGAAGAGAAUUGGAACCCACACCAACACGAACAAAGUAGAAAAACCUAACCAAUAGGCCUGCCUACAACAUUCUCACUAUUAACUCCUGUAUAUUUCUCUCAAACACCAAGGACAAGAUGUAAAUACCUUCAAACACUGUAAUAUAAAGUAUGAGUGCGGGACCACUAUUCAAUCUUUUGUAAAGAAUGUAUUUAUAACUCUUUUUUUUUUAAAUUCUGUAGGAUUGAACUUCAAUAUCAAGAAGUUAUGCCAACUUUUCAAGUAGUUUUUUAAUAGAAACAUUGUAAUAGUUUUAAUCAAGAUGUUCAGGGGUAUUAGAACUCUGUACUGUAUAUUGCUCUCUGUACAUAUGUACAUAUGUAUAUUUAAGGAAACAUUGCAUAUGUUACAAAAUAUGUAUAACAUUGGCUUAGAUAAUAUGUAUCAUUUUAAAUGGAGAUCAUAAUUUUAUGUUCACUUAAUGGAGAAUGACUAGAAUGGGGCAAUAAAUAACAAAUCAUUUCUAAGCAGUUAUUUUCCAUUACAAGCCAUAUUAAGUAUUUUGCCUGUUGAAUUCUAGUUUUACAUUUUGAAUACUUUAUUGGCUACAUUGCCAUUUGGUUGCAUCAUGUAUAUAUUUAUGCUUAUGAGUUUGCAUUAUAACUCCUGUAAAAUAUGAAACUAUAAUGCAAUAAAAGUGUUAUCUUUCUUAAAAAAGUUUUGUACCUAAGUGGAUAUAAGAGAUACCUGCAUAAAGACUUCAAUAAAUUAAUUUGGAGUUAAUCCCCUCUUAAGUAUUAUUUCUAUUAGCACAACUGAUAUUAAAAUUGAUAUUUUCUAGAAGUGAUUUUCUAAAAUUAUUGAUGAAAUUAGUUAUUCAACUCAGUUAAGAUGCUUUGACACAAAAUAAAAUAUUGAAUU